This is a messenger RNA of Acomys russatus (golden spiny mouse), 2590 nucleotides long. It is a transcript of the gene Gga3, whose product is annotated as golgi associated, gamma adaptin ear containing, ARF binding protein 3. The transcript has 17 exons. Gene Ontology annotation, biological process: vesicle-mediated transport; intracellular protein transport. Bases 91 to 2286 code for a protein of 731 amino acids. Gene Ontology annotation, cellular component: trans-Golgi network. Lineage: Eukaryota; Metazoa; Chordata; Mammalia; Rodentia; Muridae. Gene Ontology annotation, molecular function: phosphatidylinositol binding; ubiquitin binding; small GTPase binding. The record is from RefSeq and is a predicted model, not a curated record.
CUAAGGCCCCCAUGCAGGCCCCGCCCCGGACCGUCUCGCGCAGAAUCUCGCGAGGUUUGAGGGCGCAGGGACAGACCCGGCGGCUGCAAUAUGGCGGAGGCGGAAGGGGAGAGCCUGGAGUCCUGGCUGAAUAAAGCUACCAAUCCUUCCAACCGCCAGGAAGAUUGGGAAUAUAUCAUUGGCUUCUGUGAUCAGAUCAACAAAGAGCUUGAAGGGCCCCAGAUCGCGGUCCGACUCCUGGCCCACAAGAUCCAGUCUCCACAGGAAUGGGAGGCAGUGCAGGCCCUCACGGUACUGGAGGCGUGCAUGAAGAACUGUGGGAGGAGAUUUCAUAAUGAAGUGGGGAAGUUCCGGUUUUUGAAUGAAUUAAUCAAAGUUGUCUCUCCAAAGUACUUGGGAGACAGGGUGUCUGAAAAGGUGAAGACUAAGGUCAUCGAGUUGCUUUUUAGCUGGACGCUGGCCUUGCCGGAAGAAGCAAAGAUCAAAGAUGCCUACCAUAUGCUGAAGAGACAAGGGAUAGUGCAGUCAGACCCCCCUAUUCCCAUGGACAGAACGCUGAUCCCUUCUCCCCCACCUCGUCCCAAAAACCCUGUUUUUGAUGAUGAGGAGAAAUCCAAGCUGUUAGCCAAGCUGCUGAAAAGCAAAAACCCAGAUGACCUGCAGGAAGCCAAUAAGCUCAUCAAGUCCAUGGUGAAGGAAGAUGAGGCGCGCAUCCAGAAGGUGACCAAACGGCUGCACACUCUGGAGGAGGUCAACAACAAUGUCAAGCUGCUCCAUGAGAUGCUGCUUCACUACAGCCAAGAGCACUCGUCGGAGGCCGACAGAGAGCUCAUGAAGGAGCUCUUCGAUCGUUGUGAGAACAAGAGACGGACGUUAUUUAAACUAGCCAGUGAAACAGAAGACAAUGACAACAGUUUGGGGGACAUCCUGCAGGCCAGUGACAACCUCUCCAGGGUCAUCAAUUCAUAUAAAACAAUAAUUGAAGGGCAGAUCACCAAUGGUGAGGUGACCAUCUCAACCAUGCCUGACUCUGAAGGAAACCAUCACUGCAAUAACCAAGGCACCCUCAUCGACCUUGCUGAGUUGGACACCCCAAGCAGCUCAUCCCCUGUAUUGGCUCCAGCACCUGCCCCACCCACCUCAGGCAUUCCUGUCCUCCCUCCACCUCCCCAGGCCUCUGGCCCUCCGCGUAGCCGUUCAUCCAGCCAGGCUGAGGCUCCGCCAGGGCCUGACAGCACGAGCAAUGCCCUCUCCUUGCUUGAUGAGGAGCUGCUCUGCUUAGGCCUAACUGACCCGGCUCCCACUGCUCCCAAAGAGUCAGCUGGAAAUAGUCAGUGGCACCUCUUCCAGAAUGAACCAUCAUCAGAUCUGGACUUCUUCAGCCCCAGGCCAGUGCCUGCGGCCUGCUGCCCCUCAGAUGGAUCCCUGCUCCCUCCCCCAGUUUCUACCUCAAGUAUGUCCCAAGCUCCACUCCCUGCGCCCUUCCCAGCUCCCGUGGUCCCAGCCAGUGCACCAGCUCCCAGCGCGGCUUCCUUCAUGUUCGCUUCUGGACCUGCCCCAGCCUCAGUUCCAAAGGCUGGGCCCGCAGCUCCAGAGUUCCACACCUCAGCACUUGGUGACAGCACCUUGCACCGCAUAGAUGCCCUUGAUGAGCUUCUGGAAGAGGCCAGAGUGACCUCAGGCUUGGUGAAACCUGUUUCUUGCUUCUCCCCUGGGGCCACCGCCUCCCCAUUGCUUCCUACCUCUGCCCCAGCCAGGCCUCUCCUGCCCUUCUCCACUGGGCCUGGAAGCCCUCUCUUCCAGUCACCAGCCUUCCAGUCCCAAGGCAGCCCUCCAAAGGGACCAGAGCUCUCCCUGGCCAGUGUCUAUGUACCCCUGGAAUCAAUCAAGCCUAGCAGUGCCCUUCCUGUGACAGCCUAUGAUAAAAAUGGCUUCCGCAUCCUUUUCCACUUUGCUAAAGAGUGUCCCCCAGGACGGCCUGAUGUGCUUGUGGUGGUGGUGUCCAUGUUGAAUACAGCUCCUUUGCCAGUCAAGAGCAUAGUGCUGCAGGCCGCAGUGCCCAAGUCAAUGAAAGUGAAGUUGCAGCCACCAUCUGGGACAGAACUUUCUCCAUUUAGUCCCAUCCAGCCACCUGCAGCCAUCACUCAGGUCAUGCUGCUGGCCAAUCCAAUGAAGGAGAAGGUGCGGCUUCGGUAUAAGCUGACCUUUGCUCUGGGGGAACAGCUAAGCACAGAGCUGGGUGAAGUGGACCAGUUUCCUCCCGUGGAGCAGUGGGGGAACCUAUGACCCCAGCAAAUGCUUUCAUCUCUACUUGGAAGGCAGGCAGCCCUGAAACUGGCUCUGGCUGGUCCGGCUACUGUACGCCCUGGACAGUGUUUAUAGCUUGGUAUGGAUCAGGGCCCUGGACAUUUCUGUCGAGAGCCAAGCUGCUGCUUUGAUCAUCUCUCCCUGGGCCCCUAAAAGGACCUGUUUUAUCUACCUGUGUGACUUGAAGUGGCUGUACUGUGUGGGUGGGGAGUCCCCUGUGCCUCACUGGCUGCCUUGGGAUGGUGGACUCUGGACCUGGAGUAGGUUUUUUUUUUUUUUUUUU